Messenger RNA from Podospora anserina S mat+, 2109 nucleotides. RefSeq lists its product as uncharacterized. The coding region runs from base 1 to 2109 and encodes 702 amino acids. The transcript has a single exon. Lineage: Eukaryota; Fungi; Ascomycota; Sordariomycetes; Sordariales; Podosporaceae. The record is from RefSeq and is a predicted model, not a curated record. Gene Ontology annotation, biological process: fungal-type cell wall biogenesis; transmembrane transport.
AUGAAGACGUGGAUUUUUAGGGCAGGUUUGGCCGGUUUGGCUCUGGCGAAUGGAGUACUCGGCGCGGAUAUUCUCGAGACAGUAGGAUUCAGCAACUGCAACGGCACUGCUGCAGUUUCGGUACAAAGGGUCAACAUCAAGUACAACAACGAGGACAAAUCAGUAACCUUCGAUGUGGCCGGCUCGAGCUCGCAGAUUCAGAAUGUCACAGCCGUCUUGAACGUCACGGCUUACGGUCAGAACAUCUACUCGAACGCUUUCGAUCCCUGCGAUGCCGCCACAUUUGUUGACCAGUUGUGCCCCGUUCCCGCGGGCACUUUUUCCGCCAAGGGCACGCAAAAUAUUCCCGAGGAGUUUGCCAACUUGGUUCCAGCUAUCGCGUUUCAGAUUCCCGAUAUUGCGGCCAUGGCUACGUUGCAGCUUCAGUCCAAGGAGUCCGGUGAGAGGGUAGCGUGUCUGGAGGCUCAGGUGAGCAACGGCAAGACUGCCGUUGUCCCUGCCGUUUCCUACGUUGCUGCUGGUGUUGCUGGGGCUGCUUUGAUCAUGAGCGGCAUCUCUGCUGCUGGAGCGGCCUUCUCAGGUGCCAGUGCUGCGGCAAGCGGUGCGAGUGCUGGUGGUAUGGGGACUAUCAGCCCCAGCUUCACCGAGGUCUUUGGCUGGUUUCAGGGCAUGGCCAUGAACGGUAUGAUGUCGGUCAACUACCCCAACGUUUACCGAAGCUUCUCCCAGAAUUUCGGCUUCUCGACCGGUCUCGUGCCCUGGACACAGAUGCAGCUUUCCAUCGAUCAGUUCCGCAACAUGACUGGAGGCAACUUGACAGAAGACAGCGUCGAGUUCUUGAGAGGCGCUACUUUGGUGUACCCGGAUGGUUCGUCCUCGACACCUUCCGGCUCGGCUCUCGUGAAGAGGGCAUUCGACAACUUUGUUCACCUUGCCAGACGUCAGAUCGAGGGUAUCGAGACCAGCGUCAACACCACCGAGCCCGGUGUUGUGCCCGAAGGUGGUGCUCCCACCGAGACUAUCCGCGUGGCUGUCACCGGCAUGCAAGCCUACGUCCAGGAGCUCUCCGUCCCCAAGUCCAACACCUUCAUGACUGUACUCCUCAUUGUGGCUCUUGUCAUCGCCGUCAUCGUUGUGGGUGUCCUCCUCGUCAAGAUCAUUCUCGAGUUCUGGGCUCUCUUCGGCAGCUUCCCAAAGUCAUUAUCUGGCUUCCGCAAGCAUUACUGGGGCUCCAUUGGCCGCGCCAUCACUCACUUGAUUCUUCUGCUCUAUGGCGUGUGGGUUCUGUACUGCGUCUUUCAAUUUACCAACGGAGACUCCUGGGCGGCCAAGACCCUGGCUGGUAUCACCCUCUUCCUCUUCACCGGCAUUCUUGCCUUUUUCUCCUUCAACAUCUGGCGCACAGCCCGGAGACUCAAGAAGCAGGAGGGCGACGUUGCAGGGUUGUACGACGACAAGAGCAUCUGGGUCAAGUACAGCUUGUUCUACGAGUCCUAUCGCAAGGGCUGCUGGUGGAUUUUCGUGCCCACCAUCAUUUACAUGUUUGCCAAGGGUUUCGCUCUGGCUGCCACUGACGGCAAUGGCAUGGUUCAGACGUCUGCCCAGCUCAUCAUCGAGGGCGUCAUGCUCAUCGUUCUGAUCUGGAGUCGCCCCUACGAGCGCAAGUCGAGCAACGUGAUCAACAUCACCAUUCAGGUUGUCCGCGUUCUCUCGGUUGUCUGCAUCUUUGUCUUUGUUGAGCAAUUCGGCAUCGCCCAAACCACCCAGACUGUGGCCGGUGUCGUCUUGAUCGCUGUGCAGUCUGCUCUGACGGGCAUCCUCGCCAUUCUGAUUGCCUGGAACGCGAUCAGUGCCUGCUGCAAGAAGAACCCGCACAGACAGAGAAGAAAGGAGAUGGGUAUGUCAUUUCUUAUCUACCCCUCUCAGGAUCGAGAUCUUGCUAACAUGGCUCCCCAGAAAAAAUGCAACGUGACACCCUCACCCCACUGGAUGCGCGCAACUCUCUCCUUCUCGACCGUGAGAAGACGGCGCAGUCUGAUCUUACCGACUCCUUCUCCCUGCUCAAGACGGGUGCUCCCCUGGGCACUGUUGACACGAAGCAGUCCCUGA